This is a messenger RNA of Aplysia californica (California sea hare), 3460 nucleotides long. It is a transcript of the gene CPEB, whose product is annotated as cytoplasmic polyadenylation element-binding protein isoform 1. Gene Ontology annotation, biological process: negative regulation of cytoplasmic translation. NCBI's taxonomy places the organism in Eukaryota, Metazoa, Mollusca, Gastropoda, Aplysiida, Aplysiidae. Gene Ontology annotation, molecular function: mRNA 3'-UTR binding; translation factor activity, RNA binding; ribosome binding. The record is from RefSeq and is marked provisional. Gene Ontology annotation, cellular component: synapse; neuron projection; nucleus.
CAAGCAGAAGACAUUUAGGCGUUACAAUGCGAACUUUUGAAACAAAAAAUCAUGUCACAAAGCCCUCAAACUGUUGAUCAGGCAAUUUCAGUAAAGACGGAUUAUGAGGACAACCAACAGGAACACAUCCCGAGCAAUUUCGAAAUUUUUCGACGCAUAAACGCUCUCCUGGACAACUCUUUGGAAGCAAACAACGUGAGCUGUUCCCAGUCUCAAUCACAGCAACAGCAGCAGCAGACUCAACAGCAGCAGCAGCAACAGCAGCAACAGCAGCAGCAGCAACAUUUACAGCAAGUUCAGCAACAGCAGCUAUUGAAACAGCAGCAGCAACAGGCUCAGCAGCAGCAAAUUCAGCAGCAACUUCUGCAGCAGCAGCAGCAAAAGCAGCAGUUACAACAGCAACAGCAGCAAGAGCAGUUACAGCAGCAACAGCUGCAGCUGCAGCAACAGUUACAGCAACAGUUGCAGCAUAUUCAGAAAGAACCCAGCAGCCACACCUACACGCCUGGUCCAUCCCCGGAACUUCAGUCCGUGCUCAACUACGCCAAUGUGCCGCUGUCCAAGUCUGCCGCCUUCAACUGCAACAACAGCAGCAGCUACAGCGUGGGUCCGACCCCGGUGCAGUCUCCGGUCACCCCGAGCCCGGCUGCGAGUGCUGUGACAGUUAACAGCCCAAGCUAUGGAAAUUUUCAGUUGUUCGGUGAGAAUGCUUUCGACAGUACGACUCCGUUUCAGAGUGACGGGACCAGCCAGAGCCACAGUCGAAGUUUGGCCAACGACAGUGACCCAAUGGUUGUGAUGAGCCCAGGGCGAGAUAGUAUUAUUCCUCUCUCUCCCACCGAGAAGAUCCUGUAUCAGAAUUUCUUGCUGUCGAAGCAGGCGCAAGGAGAGAACACAGCACUGCCCCCGAGCCCUCCCCACGAAAUAAUGCCCUUGUCGCCCCUUGAAAAGAAGCUGUACUCGAACCUGCUCUCCAAGCACACUCAGGGCAUGCGCGCUAUCAACUCGACCAGCCCGCUGCAGACGCCACUCACGCCACCGAGAUCCCCUCAGGAAGUGCUGUACGCCUCUAUGCCAGCUGCUCAAGUGGGCGAGAGCUCUUCUGUCAUUGAUAUGAUGAGUCGAAUGGACUUGAGUGGUCGUAACCAGCAGGCGGACUACUCUGGUACCCUGGCUUUCCUCGACGCUCACAAUGUGCUCCGCAGAAGAACCCCUAGUUCCUCGCGUUCUCGGUCUGUGAUGGAGCGCUCUGCCCCUUCCUCGUAUUUUGCAAACCUUGACCCUUACGCCAUCGACAGGGCAGCUCGUUUGCACAGAAACGCCGCAGCUGUAAGCGAGGCCAGUUGUACUUGGAGUGGUCACCUGCCCCCCAGAAACCACAAGAACCCGGUCUACUCGCCCAAGGUCUUUCUGGGAGGCGUGCCCUGGGAUAUAACUGAAUCUGGUUUGCAGGCGGCAUUCAGCAAGUACGGACAUCUCAAGAUUGAAUGGCCAGGAAAAGAUGGCUACGUACACCUCCUGUUUGACGUGGAGAAGUCUGUGCGCUCUUUGCUGCAGGCUUGCACCCACGACUUCAGCAAUGGGGAUUAUUUCUACAAAAUUUCUUCCAGGAGGAUGCGUUCUAAAGAGGUGCAGGUCAUCCCGUGGGUGUUGGCGGACAGUAACCAUGUGUUCCAGCCCUCGCAGCGUCUGGAGUCGAACAAGACAGUGUUUGUCGGGGCCCUGCACGGGAUGAUCACGGCCGAGGCUCUGGGCCGAAUCAUGAGCGACCUGUUUGGGAACGUCGUCUACGCAGGCAUCGACACGGAUAAACACAAGUACCCCAUUGGCUCUGGCCGUGUUACAUUCAGCAGUCGCAAAAGCUACAUGAAAGCCGUGCAAGCUGCAUUUGUGGAAAUCAAGACGCCCAAGUUUACAAAAAAGCUGCAAGUGGACCCAUAUCUCGGCGAUGCCAUCUGCAGCUUGUGUAACUCGCACCAGGGCAACUAUUUCUGCCGGGACCUGCUCUGUUUCAAGUACCUUUGUCGCUCCUGCUGGUACUGGCAGCACGCCCCGGACUCGAUGAGACAGCACCGGCCACUCACACGCAACACCAAGUCAUCUCUGUCUCUCUAGGCUGCUCACACGUAAUAUAAAGUCCUCUGUCUCUCUAGGCAGCUCACAUGUGACUCAAAGUCCUCUAGGCCGCUCACACGCAACACUAAGUCCUCUGUCUCUCUAGGCCGCUCACACGUAACACAAAGUCCUCGCUGUCUCUCAAACCACUCACUCACAAUACAAAGUCUUAUCUGUCUCUCUAACCGGUCCCACAUAACACAAAGUCCUCGCUGUCUCUGUAAUUGCUCACACAAAACGCAGUCUUCUAGGUGGCUCACACACUCCACCAAUUCCUGUCUCUUAGUGCUCACAAACUCACAGGUCUUCCCUGUCUCUGUUGGAAGUGAUGGGAAAACGCAGGGUUUUGCAUCUUCCUUCCUAUAAAGCAUCUAGUGUCCCCACCAUCUCUCCUUCUUUUUUGUUUGUUACUCUCUUGAAACACCUCAUCUUUGGCACUUAUAUGACCUUAUUGUGUUGCAAGUGCCUGAAAAAUCUUACUAAAACAGUGGCCUUUGAUGAAAUGAUGUGAAAAUGAGUGACUUGUAAUGAAGAAAGUGCGAUGUGUGUGUGUGUGACAAAUGUUGUGUGGAAAUCAAACUGCCUUGAGUUUUCCUACCCGUGGCUACUGAAAUUGUUGUAAUGAAAUCGCUUUAUACUUUGUGGCGACGCAAUUAUUUUGACCCAUUGUUGUUAAUGAGCAUCUAUACAAUUGACACGGCGAUGCCUUCUUUUGUUGCUAUUAUUUCGACUACUCGGGGCCUUACACAAAACAAAAAGUUUGGCUGGCCUUGAUAUAGGGUUAAUUCGGCAGAUUUGAUUUCACCGAUGUUAGUCCGUUUCUGCAUUAUUCUUCAAAAUGAAUCGAAUUUUUCAUGUUUUAUCACUCAGACAUGCAGUGGUGUGAAACGGUAACGGGGUCAGGAGUUCACAUUUUUCUUUGCGGUCCUUUUUUUUCCACCUUUGUUUUGUGAGUGCCUUGACUUUGGAAUUGGAUGGACCAAAUUUUUUUUUUUUCAGUUCUUGUCUAAAGUGAAGGCAUGGUACCGUGUGAGAAUCAAUUAAUUUUGUUGAGAAGUUUUUAUAGAUUUUCAGUAUCAACAAAACUCUUUGGAACAUCUUAGCUUGUGGAUAAUUAUAAUUUUUUUUUUAAUUUGUGCUGCAUGACAAUCUUUUACAUACACUUUAUCUAGAAACUUUUCUAUCUCUAAGGGUUUCAGUGCGGAUGCGAAUGUACUAUUGUUUUCAGCUUAUCAAACUGAAAAUUUUUUAUUUCCAUUUUUCGUUUAAGGAACAAAUAUUUCCUAUAUAUAGUUCUUGGAAGAAUUGAUGUAAAUGCCUGUAUGUGUGAAGUCCUUUUCAUGAC